AUGGCCGACGCUACCAACGACAACGAAAAGGUCUUCCCAGGCGGUUUCGCUGUUAUGACGGUUGCGGGAUCCGGCAUUGGCGCCAGCCUUGCCCGUCGCGCAGGCCAACUCGGCAUGACUGUUGUUGUUGUCACCGACAUCUCAUCUUCCCGCGCUGAAGCAGUGGCGUCCGACAUCCGCGCAGCUGGUGGGAUGGCGGAAGCGAGGACGGUCGACGUCUCAAAAGCCGCAUCUCUGGGCGAACUCGCCGUCUCCGUAUUCGAAAUGUUCGAAAAGCACGAAAGUGUGCGUUUCUGGGCGUUUAUGCCUACGAUGCUGGAGUCGGGGGCGCCGGGGGAAAUUGCAAAUCUCUCGUCCGUCGGUGCUUUCAGCGUCAUGCCGACGCAGACGGCAUACAUCAUGACCAAGAACGCCGUGCAAAGCUUCAUAGCAUGUAUUUUCCUGGACCUUGAGCUGAAGAAUGUUCCGAUCUCAAUUUCCUGUGUGAUUCCGGGUAUGCUCAAAACGAGUAUCUUCGAGGGGAGUGCAGGCCAGGACGAGGGUUGUAAGUCGAUACUGGCGCAAGUGGCGGCCAAAAGAUGCUGGGUCGAAACGCAGCCGGAGAUGACGCAUGAUACAAUUCGCUCCCGCGUCGCCUUCUUUAUGAAUAGGAAAUAA
Paraphaeosphaeria sporulosa is the source of this 657-nucleotide messenger RNA. RefSeq names its product NAD(P)-binding protein. Bases 1 to 657 code for a protein of 218 amino acids. Lineage: Eukaryota; Fungi; Ascomycota; Dothideomycetes; Pleosporales; Didymosphaeriaceae. The record is from RefSeq and is a predicted model, not a curated record. The transcript is spliced from 3 exons.